Carassius auratus (goldfish) is the source of this 2783-nucleotide messenger RNA. Its product is annotated as zinc finger matrin-type protein 4. The transcript is spliced from 7 exons. Gene Ontology annotation, molecular function: zinc ion binding; nucleic acid binding. Bases 345 to 1046 code for a protein of 233 amino acids. NCBI's taxonomy places the organism in Eukaryota, Metazoa, Chordata, Actinopteri, Cypriniformes, Cyprinidae. The record is from RefSeq and is a predicted model, not a curated record.
GUGUGUGCACGCGCUCUUAUAUCUGUGCGCUCUCGCUUUACGCGCAGUUUGAUGGCGUCGCCGCGCACUCCUCUCUGUGUUCUUCGAUAAUCGCUUAUCAUCUGACGGUUUAUGGACGGCGUGGACCAGAUAUUAUGAUAGCACGUUGUCGGGGUUGGUUCUACAACAUUUAAGCCAAAGUGUUCUGUGGAAACUGUCACUGCGUGAGCUCCGAACCGAGCCGUGAGAGAUAAGAGAAGAAGUUUGCCAGAUACAGGUGCGAUCUCUCUCUAACUCCAGCUAAUGAUCACAGACACGGAUCUGGACGGCCGGAUUCCAGUAGAUCAUAUCAGAUCUAGCGCAAGAUGAAGUCUGCCGGAGCUGGUGAUGAAGGACUCUUUACGGAGAGCUACUGUAACAUCUGCAAUGCUCAGCUGAUCUCCGAGUCCCAGCGUGUGGCACACUAUGAGAGCAAGAAACACGCCAACAAAGUACGUCUGUUCUACAUGCUCCACCCAGAAGAUGGAGGUCCACCAUCCAAAAGACUGAGACCAGACAAUCCGGACAGCGCAGAGAAUGAGGUGGACAGAAACAAAUGCUGUACGCUCUGCAACAUGUUCUUCACAUCUGCCAUCGUGGCUCAGUCGCACUACCAGGGCAAAACGCACGCUAAAAGAGUUCGCUUGGUGCUGGGGGAAACGCCAAGUCUGCCAGCAUCCACAGAUUCAGCCCCGCCCACUCCUCUGACCACAGACCCGCCCCCUCCCUCGUGGCAGCCGCUGGCCAAUCAUGGUGAGGCAGGCAAGUACUGCUGCUUGUGUGGCGCCUGGUUCAACAACCCACUGAUGGCACAGCAACACUACGAAGGCAAGAAGCAUAAGAGAAAUGCGGCACGGGCGCGAUUACUGGAGCAGCUGGCUGGCAGUCUGGAUGCGAAUGAAAGCACAGGCCUGCGCCGGAGUUACUCGUGUAGCGUUUGCAACGUGGUGCUGAAUUCAAUCGAACAGUAUCACGCACAUCUCCAGGGCUCCAAACACCAAAACAACUUGAAACAACAUCAGCAAUGAAGAACUGGAAGUAUUGCAUCUGAAAGAGAAGAAUCAGAGCAUUUCAGGAACUUACAGAACUGCACAAACUAAUUGUGAACUCCUAAGAAAAGACCUCUUGUUUUGCCACAGGAAUCACUCACCUACACUCUCUGAAGUUCCGCAAAUCUCAAAUGUUUUAUGUUUUUAUUCACAAUCAAAAUCUAAAAGAUCAAUCUACUUUGGGAAUAUCAUCCAUCCUUCCAAGAGCGUAAAGCAAAAGGAUGUCUGAUCAAUCCAUUGAUAUUCUUCAUGUAAAAUGAGCACACCAGCCUGAGCAGACAUGCAACGGUCCUGCAACCUUUAUUUUGCCUUUCAAACUCUAUGCAGUGGCCUGCCAUUUUCUCUGCUCUUCAAAAGAGACAUAGCUGCUUUAGCUGUUGGCUUUGGCAUGCCGGUGACAAAAGAGAUCAUUAACCUUUUUCCAGUGACUUUGUUGAGUACGUGUCUCACUUGUGUGUGAAUGUUGCCAAUGAGGAAUCAAUUCAUCUGCCUUUGUGUGAAAUCUCUCUCAGUUGUGGUCAAAAACAAUAUUUCAGCACUAAUUUCAGCAAUGUUACCACAGACUAAAUGCACGUCCUGUUUAUUCACACCCCAUUCAGUAUUGCAUAGAGCAGAACAUUCCUGUAGAGCUGUGAUGCUGCUUAAACACUGAUGUCAAAUGGAAUAUGCCAUCAAAAGGAGUCCAGGCACAAUGAGUUGGCAUUUUACAUCCCCGACUCAAUCAUGGAUGAUUCACAAGGAUAUAAAUGUGUGAACCAGGCUCUGAGCUUUAUCUAAAUCUAUGCCAAAAUGACAGCCUGUAAAACCAGAGCUUAGUGCCUGCUGUUUCAAGUAUGAAUGCUCUUUUUUUCUUUUUUUUUUCUUUUCUUUUUGAUGUGGAAUAAAAAUACAGAUGUGGAGUUUUUCUUGUUAUCUUAGAAUAUAUGGUAGCUACUAAACUAAAACAGGCCUAAGGCCUCAUUUAUAAAGAAAUUUCCUAAAUGUUCCUACAAUUCAUAUACAAUUUCCAUCCUACUUUCAUCACAGUCUGGUUCAAAAAUGUAUUUUCACAAAAAUGUGUACUUGACGGUAAAACGUCCUGUUAUCUUAUUCUGUAGGACAUUUUUUUUUUAAAUAAGACUUGUCUAAUUCAUAUCAUAAUAUUCAUGUGAAUGUAAAUGUUGUCACUCAUUUAUUCUGUAGCUAAUUUGCAUCACCUAAUGUCAUCAUAAUAUUCAGCGCAAAAAAGGGGGCAUUGACAUACUGAUCAGAAAGCGAACAUUUUCUUUAUAAAUUUCAUUUUGUUCGUCAUGUAGGAGCAAAUCCAUGGGAUUUAGCAUGGAAUCAUAUGUGCAUUUUAUAAAUGAGGCCUUGAUCAGAAUAGUGUGAUAUUUAUGCAAAUCAGAGUAUUAUGGUAGCGACCAAGCCAGUUGUUUUAACAUGGUAUGGUUGAAUAAAAAAAAAAUUAAAAAAAAAUCAUUUUUGUAAAUAAUCGAUACAUAACAAUAUUGUUAGUUUUACCCUUCAACUGCUAGUCCAGGGUGUUUAUUGUGGAGUAUCUACUUGACAACGUUUUUGUGUGCUGCUUUCUGAUCAAUAUGCGACUGAAAUAAAAUCCUGAACACCCUUGGGCUUUUACAAAAUUUCUAUUAACAGCCAUUGAAUACACAGUAUUUAUGUUUAACCCCAAUGAUGUCACUGUUGAAAGUUAUGAAAUAAAUCAUCUGACAUUUUCUA